AUGCAGCUGAUGCGGGAGGGGGACAAGUGGGAGCUCUACGUCCCCUCCAGGCUGGCGUACGGGAACAAGGGCAGCCCCAGCGGCAGCGUCAGGCCGGGCGCCUCGCUGGUGUUCCAGCUGAAGAUCGACAAGGCGUGCUCCCGUGCGGGGGAGCGCCAGCGGGCUGGCGCGCCGGACGGCGGCUGCGGCAGCAGCGGCGGCCGGCCCGGGCAGCGCCUCUCGGGGCGAUCUGGCACAGGCCACGCCUUCCGGGCCACGUGCCGCGGGCUUCCGGGCGUGCCCGCUCGGGGCGAUAUCCACGCACGGGUCUCGGCGGCGACGGGCGCGUCCGAGGCCGACAGAGAGCAGCGCGUCUGCUCGGCGGCGCGCCUCCCCGGCGCGGCGCGGGCCGCCGGCGGGCCCGGCGAGCCCGGCGAGCCGGGCGAGCGGCAGGCGCGGCGGCCCCCGCUGCCGCACGACGCGCUCAGGUCUGCCGCGCCCGCCCGGCCCGGGCCGGCUGCGAGGGCCAAGUCCGCCGAGCUCGACCUCGUCGGGCUGGACCCCAGACUGGUCGAGAGGAAGGAGAUCCGCAGCUACAAGGAGCACUUCGAGUCGGUGGCCAGCAUGUUCACGUGGGGCCUGCAGCCUGGGGAGGUCUCGAGCAGGAAGGAGCAGUACCUCCGCGAGGCACUUCAGUUGUUUGCGCAGUUCUGCGACAUCAUGGGGUCCCUGGAGUCGCAGUUCAACAACGACCUGGCGGCGCCCGACGCGGCCACGCCGCAGAUGACCCAGCAGGCGCUCAGCGCCGCCGCCACGCGCGGCGGCGGCCUCUACGGGGUCUUCCUGAAAGGCAUGAUCGACAAGAUGGCGGACGCCCCGGAGCCGGUGCCGAGGCCGCUGGAGCCGGCGAGGGGCGUGUGCGGCCUCAAGUACUACAAGGUGGUGCAGAACCGCACGGAGGUGUACGACAUCGUCACGCGGACGUUCCACAAGAAGGCCGGCUGGGAGGAGCUGCCCCACGGGCUCGGCCUGUCCAACGCGUGGAACCUGUGCUGGACGUGGAGCAAGCCCAAGCUGGACUACUCGCGCCUCCUGACGUGGCAGAAGGUCAACCACUUCCCCGAGAACAAGCACAUCACGCGCAAGGACUGCCUGAAGCGGACUCUGGAGCGGUACACCAAGAUGGGCGGCAAGUCCGGGAAGUAUUGGGACAUCUGCCCGAAGACCUUCGUUCUUCCCAAGGAGUACUGCCUCUUCAUCGACGCCUUCGCCAAGAUCGCCCAGGAGAACGGCGACGACGACUCCGACAGGGACGCGCCCGCACGGGCGGCCAAGCACCCGAACAAGGUGCCGAACCUGUGGAUCAUGAAGCCCGCGGGCAGCAGCCGCGGCCGGGGCAUCCAGGUUGUAGACGACGUCGGGUCGGUGCACUACGGUGAGCUGACCAUCAUCCAGCAGUAUAUUCCCGAUCCCUUCUUGAUCAACGGCUACAAAUGGGACAUGCGAACGUACGUUACCGUGACGUCGUUCAACCCGCUCGAGGCGUUCAUCUACAAGGAGGGCUUCGCUCGCUUCACCACCGUGCCCUACUCCACCGACAAGGACAGAGUCCCUGGAGAACAAAAUGGUCCACCUGACCAACUCCUCCAUCCAGCGCCACAACGAGGAGCUCGAUGA
Molecule: messenger RNA, 1656 nt
Organism: Prorocentrum cordatum
Lineage: Eukaryota; Dinophyceae; Prorocentrales; Prorocentraceae
Source: the annotation of a GenBank genome assembly